CAAUAUCAACAGCAGAUACACUAUCUGUAAGAUAACGCUGAUAAAGCCAUGCAACUGUACUUUUUGCAGUUUGAGGAAAUCAGUUCAGAACCAGACAGGUGAACAAAGCAAGAACAAAGAACAUGAAUAUUACCGAGCGAGAUGCCACGUCAUUUAAGCCAAAAGUUGCAGAAAAUGUCCGAAGACAGAGUCAAGUAAGGACAACAAUUGCGAAAGAAACACCCACCGAGCAAUUUAUCGAACCACGUCGCUUCAACUUGGAUGAAUUCGAAUAUGAGCGUGCAGGCACCGAUCCAGGGCGAAUUGUGAUUUUCAAUCAGGAAAUAUUUGGAAACUUGAAAAUUUGCAACGAUGCGACUGGAAAAGUGGAAGAUCACAGGCUGGAAACCCGCAGCGGAUCGCGCCAGGAUGUGAUCGCUAUCAUUAACACCUUCCAAAGAAUGGGCUUCAACAUCAGGGCGAAUGAUGUUCUUUCAAACGGCACUGUUGAAGACGUCCUCGCCAAAUUAGAUGAAGUUCUCCGAGACAAAGAGUCCCUGGCAGAAACCAACAGCUUGUUCAUUUUCUUCCUCACCCAUGGGUUGGCCGGGGACGAAUUGUACGCUAGGGAUGGUAUCUUGCAGUGCAGGAAAAUCUGGACGAAAUUCAUCGACUGCAACGAGUUAAAGGGCAAACCGAAAAUGUUCAUUUUCCAG
Messenger RNA from Dendroctonus ponderosae (mountain pine beetle), 695 nucleotides. Its product is annotated as caspase-7. The record is from RefSeq and is a predicted model, not a curated record. Gene Ontology annotation, biological process: proteolysis. Lineage: Eukaryota; Metazoa; Arthropoda; Insecta; Coleoptera; Curculionidae. Gene Ontology annotation, molecular function: cysteine-type endopeptidase activity.